AUGCAUCAGGUCCAAGUGAACGCCGUCCGUGAUCGUGACUUCGCUAGACCUCGUAAAAUCAUGGGUUGGGGAUUUGUCACAUGUGGUCCAAAUGAAGCGUUAGUCAUUUCAGGAUGCUGUUAUGCGAGACCACAUCUGGUUCCUGGAGGACGUGCGUUCGUCUGGCCUGUCAUUCAGCAAUUCCAGAAAGUUUCUCUACAACUGAUGACGGUACAGAUUCUAAGCAAGAAAGUCGUGACUAAGUUGGGCGUCCCGAUUUCCGUCGUGGGUACCGCUCAGGUAAUACUGAGUUUGAAUACCAUGACUCUACAAGUUGAAAGUCCUACGGUGUAUACGGGUCAAGGGGUGCCAAUAUCCGUCAUUGGAGUGGCGCAGGUGAAGAUCCAGGGACAAAACGAAGAAAUGCUCUUGAAUGCGUGCCAGUUGUUCCUAGGGAAGAAUGAUUCACAGAUUCGCCAGGUUGCCUUGGAAACGCUCGAAGGACAUCAGAGAGCAAUUAUGGGUUCCAUGACUGUGGAGGAAAUCUACAAAGACCGAAAGAAGUUCAGUGCACACGUGUUCGAAGUGGCAUCAACCGAUCUGGUAAACAUGGGCAUAACAGUUGUGUCGUACACCUUGAAGGAUAUCCGUGACGAAGAAGGAUAUCUCAAAGCACUUGGCAUGGCUCGAACUGCGGAAGUGAAACGAGAUGCACGGAUUGGAGAAGCCGAAGCUCGUCGCGAUGCGCAAGUCAAAGAGGCUAUCGCGGAAGAGGAACGCAUCGCUGCCCGUUGCAUCAACGAUAUUGAGAUCGCCAAAGCCCAACGAGAUUUCGAACUGAAGAAAGCGGAAUAUGACAUGGAAGUUCAAACGAAGAAAGCAGAAGCCGAAAUGUCAUAUGAUCUUCAAGCGGCCAAAACUCGCCAGCGCAUCAAAGACGAGGAAAUGCAAGUGAAAGUCAUUGAACGCAUGCAAGACAUCAACGUCCAAGAGCAAGAAAUCCAACGGAAGCUGAAAGAAUUGGAGGCGACCAUUAAGCGUCCCGCCGAGGCGGAAAAAUACCGGUUGGAGAAGAUCGCCGAGGCCAAUCAAAAACGUUGCGUCCUCGAAGCAGAGGCGAAAGCCGAAGCCAUCAGACUCAAAGGAGAUGCCGAGGCCUUUGCCAUCGAAGCCCGGGCCAAAGCAGAAGCCGAGCAGAUGGCGAAAAAGGCGGAUGCCUGGAAGGAGUACAAGGAAGCCGCCAUGGUGGAGAUGAUGUUGGAAACGCUGCCGAAAGUAGCGGCGGAGAUUGCGGCGCCGUUGGCGCAGACGAAGAAGCUCACGAUGGUGUCGAGCGGCGGCGGAGAAGUCGGGGCGGCAAAGAUCACCGGCGAGGUCAUUGAGAUCAUGUCUCGACUGCCGAUUUUGGUGAAGCAAAUGACCGGCGUGGACAUGAACAAGUUCACGAGGAAGAGCAAAGUGGACCAGCAUAUAGUUCCCAGUGCUGUCAAUCCUGCUAGCAAGAAUAAGCAUUGA
Notodromas monacha is the source of this 1494-nucleotide messenger RNA. The record is from the annotation of a GenBank genome assembly. Lineage: Eukaryota; Metazoa; Arthropoda; Ostracoda; Podocopida; Cyprididae.